UGGUGACAUUCCAGGAUGUGGCUGUGGACUUCACUGAGGAGGAGUGGGGCCUCCUGGACCAUUCUCAGAAAGAGCUGUACAAAGAGGUCAUGCUGGAGAAUGCCCAGAACCUGCUGUCCCUGGGGCUUCCAGUUACCAGAGAAGAUCUGAUCUCCUCUUUUCAGAAAGGGGAAGCACCAUGGAUUCUGGAACCAAAAGGCCCAAGGAACUUUUAUUUAGAUAUAGAGACCAAGUUCAAAGUAAAUGAGAUGCCUAGGAAGCUGGGAAUUUUUGUGGAAGAACGUGACCUGCAAAGAUUCAUGAGUGAUCAUCCCUGGGACUUUAAGCUGAGGGAAAUCCAUGACUCUAAUAUUAAGGGAGAUAAAAAUCCGAAGAGUGACUGUGAAUUUAAUGAAAUUGGAAAGAGAUUCAGACAGUCUUCAAUCCUAAAGCACUGUAACAAAAUGACUUUAGGGAAUGAAUGUGUUCAGGAUGGUGUACAUAGCAAGUGCUUUACUGAAGAGGUAGAGCUUUUUCAGUCCCGAGGGAAGCCUCAUGAAAUGCCAGUGUCUCCAGAUAGUGAAUGGGAAAUGGCCUUGAGCUGGAUUUCAGAUCUCAUUCAUAUCUCACAUCAUAAAAGUGAUACUGGAGAAAUGCUUUCUGUAAGUAAUAAAGGUGGGAAGGCCUUGAGUCAGAACUCUAAGUUCAUCACUCAUCAGCAAAUUCCCAUUCAAAAGGAGCCUGGGGAAUAUAACAAAGGUGAAAGAACCUCAUGCCAUCAUUCAUCCUUUCCUUACCAACCUAUAUUUCACCUUGGAAUGAAAAGAUAUGCAUGUUCUCAGGGUAAGAAGGCCUUUGGUUGGAGCUCAGAUGUUGAUAAAUCUCAGAAGAUUCAUACUAAGGAGAAGUUUUAUAAAUGUGAUGAAUGUGGGAAGGCUUUCUCCUACAGAUCACUCCUUAUUGGCCAUCAGAGAUUCCACAAUGGAGAGAAACCUUUUGAAUGUAAUCAAUGUGGAAAAGCUUUCAGGCACAGAUUCAGUUUUGCUACACAUCAGAGAAUCCACACUGGAGAGAAGCCUUAUAAAUGUAUCCACUGUGGAAAAGCUUUCACACAUAGCUCCCAUCUCACUACACAUCAGAGAAUCCAUACUGGAGAGAAACCUUUUGAGUGUAAUCAGUGUGGAAAGGCUUUCAGGCACAGAUCCAGUCUUGCUGUACAUCAGAGAAUCCACACUGGAGAGAAACCUUUUGAGUGUAAUCAAUGUGGAAAGACUUUCACCCAGACAUCCACUCUUGUUAAACAUCAGAGUAUCCACACUGGAGAGAAGUCUUGUAGAUGCAAUCAGUGUGGAAAGGCUUUCACCCACAGGUCUACUCUUGCUAAACAUCAGAGUAUCCACACUGGAGAGAAUUCUUAUAGAUGUAAUCAUUGUGGAAAGGCUUUCACCCAGAGGGCCACUCUUGCUAAACAUCAGAGUGUCCACACUGGAGAGAAGCCUUAUAAAUGUAAUCAGUGUGGAAAGGCUUUCACCCACAGGUCCACUCUUGCUAAACAUCAGAGUAUCCACACUGGAGAGAAACCUUUUGAAUGUAAUCAGUGUGGGAAGACUUUCACCCACAAGUCUGGUCUUGCUACACAUCAGAGUGUCCACACUGGAGAGAAGUCUUAUGUAUGUAAUCAGUGUGGAAAGGCUUUCAGAGGGAGGUCCACUCUUGUUGCACAUCAGAGAAUCCACACGGGAGAGAAGCCUUAUAGAUGUAAUCAAUGUGGAAAGACUUUCACACAUAGCUCCUAUCUCACAAGACAUCAGAGAAUCCACACUGGAGAGAAACCUUUUGAAUGUAAUCAAUGUGGAAAGACUUUCACCGACACGUCUGGUCUUGCUAAACAUCAGAGUAUCCACACUGGAGAGAAGUCUUACGUAUGUAAUCAGUGUGGAAAGGCUUUCAGAGGGAGGUCCACUCUUGUUGCACAUCAGAGAAUUCACACUGGAGAGAAGCCUUAUAGAUGUAAUCAAUGUGGAAAGACUUUCAAAUUUAGGCAGAGUCUUGCUGCCCAUCAGAGAAUCCACACUGGAGAGAAACCUUUUGAAUGUAAUCAAUGUGGAAAGGCUUUCACUCAAAGCUGCCAUCUUGCUAAUCACCGGAGAAGCCACACUGGAGAGAAGACUUAAAGAUGUAAUCAGUGUGGAAAGGCUUUCAAAUAUAGCUCCAAGCUUGGUAAACAUCAGAGAAUGCACACUAGAGAUACACCUCAGUGGUGUGAUGAAUAUGGCAGAGCCCUUAGUUACCACUUGUCUUGAGAGAAACUUUGAAUAUCAUCAAGGUGGUAAUGCCUUCAGGCAACAAUCAUCUCUCAUUUCCCAUCUCAGAAUUCAUAUGAGACAGAAAUCUGGUGAUUGUCAUGAGUAAGGAAAGGCAUUCACAUGGAGUUCAGAACUUCUUGAGUAUCAGAGGAACCAAUCUGAGGACUACUUCCCUGUAGACUCAAAUGUGCUCAGGGGGGCUGUGUUUUCCAUUGGAGGAGAGUGAUCAGUAGACAAUUUUAUCCUUACUGGAAUGAAGGUUGAUUCAUGCAAAAUGUGAAAAGGGCUUCACCUAGAGUGUCUGCUUGAAUACACUUUGGGAAAAUCAUGCUGGAGAUAAGUCAGGGAUUUAAUUAACAGAAGAAGGCCUCCUGCUGCCACACAGAAUUUCAUUGGACCUCCUAAGAGAAGAGACCUCAUUAAACAUCCCAAAUUCCACCCUGUGCAUUAAGAACUAUAAAUACACCGAUUUUUGUGGGAAAUCCUAAUUUUUUUCAUCCCUCCUCAGUAUACGAUGGUAUUUAUAGAGUAUCAUUUCUUCAGCCAUUCCUCCAUUAAUUGGCGCUCACUUUGUUUCCUGUACUUUACAGGCACAAAGUUCUUUGUAUAAACAUUGUGGGUACUGUUGGAUGUUAAUUUCUUUAAUGAUUUUUUGAAGCAGCUUAUUUGGUAAAAAUCAUCAGGAAAACUGGAAAGAAAUAUGUCAGAAAUUGGACAGAGACCAGUAUCUCACAUCAUUAACAAAAUAAGGUCAAAAUGGAUAUAUGAUGUAGUACGCAGAGAGAUUUUAUAAGAAAAUUUGAAGGACAUGGAACAUAUUACCUAGCAGACAUGAAUAGAGUACAAUUUCUGAAGAAACUAGAGACGGAGAGCAGUUACAAGUAGGAUGGAUAAUUUUGGUGGCAUUAAAUUAAAAAAGGUUUUGUACAAAUAAAACAAAUGUAGCCAAGAUCCAGAAAGAAAAAGCAAAUUGGGUAAAAAAAUUUAUAUACAGUUUCUCAGUCUCAUAACUCAAAUAUACAAAGAUCUUUGUAAAAUCUAUAAGAAUGCAAGUCAUUCCCCAAUUGAUAAAUGGUGAAAGGAUAUGAACAGGCAGUUUUCAAAUGA
This is a messenger RNA of Phascolarctos cinereus (koala), 3392 nucleotides long. RefSeq lists its product as uncharacterized. Gene Ontology annotation, molecular function: DNA-binding transcription factor activity, RNA polymerase II-specific; RNA polymerase II transcription regulatory region sequence-specific DNA binding. NCBI's taxonomy places the organism in Eukaryota, Metazoa, Chordata, Mammalia, Diprotodontia, Phascolarctidae. Gene Ontology annotation, cellular component: nucleus. Gene Ontology annotation, biological process: embryo development; regulation of transcription by RNA polymerase II. The record is from RefSeq and is a predicted model, not a curated record.